CCCGUCUUGUUGGUUCAGGUACCAUGUACCACAUUCAUACCACAUUACGUCCUACUUUCUAUGGAAUUUCCAACAUUGAAAAUAAGAAUUCCAACUUUAAAGCCAUGAAACAUUAAUUUUUACCACAGCAAUUUACCUAUCAUACCUUGCACUCAAACUAUAACCUCUCACCUCUUCCUUAAUUGUACAUACACAAUUGCCAGAUCCAAUUACCUGAUCCUCUGAAGUCGUUCCUGAAGUCGUUCCCUAUCAAGAAGAUACCUACAUUACCUUCGUUUUCUCGAAGCUUUGCGAUAUAUAACAUAGAAUCAGACAAUUCCGAAUUGCAUUGGGUUAUGUUCGGGGGGGAGGAGAUAGAAGAAAAAAAAAAAAAGAAACAGGAAAGAAAUCUUACAAUCUUAGGAUAUGGCAUCUGCCGUUCAUCGUCGAGUGGCCAAGGCGCCCUUUCAGAUCCAUCACGACCAACCUAGAGACCAAACCUCAGAUACCGAGGAGCCUAUACAGAGCAAUGCACGAAGAGCCGAAGAAGAAUAUGACGACCACGACGACCACGAUGCUCAUGACGAUCAUAAUGAUCACGAUUAUUUAUUAGCGGAAGAGGGCGAAGACGAAGAACAAGAACAAGAACAAGAAGAAGAAGAGAAUCCAGCCGAGGAAGACGACGGCUGCGAGACAGACUCCUCCGAUGAUAGCGACGAGAUCGAUCUCAGUGUUCAGCAUGAUAUGGACAAAUUACAGGCAGCUUUCCCUAACUUCAAAGAUAAUUAUCGCCUGAUAAAGCGCAUUGGUGAAGGAACCUUUUCCACGGUUUAUAAGGCUGAAGACAUACAAUACCACCGGUACGAGAAUCGUUGGGAUAUAGACGCGGUAGAGAAUCAAUGGAGACCUCCGCCUCUUAGAAACUCUCGAUCUAGUUCUGCCUCAUCUCGCACUCGCCAAAAGCCAAAAUUCGUCGCGAUCAAGAAGAUCUACGUAACAUCUUCGCCCGCUCGUAUCCUUAAUGAGCUCGAAUUACUUCACGAUCUACGAGAUUCCCACUCUGUCUGUCCCCUGAUUACAGCUUUCCGCGAAGCAGAUCAGGUCCUAGCUAUCCUCCCAUACUUCCGCCACCAAGACUUUAGAAAAUACUACCCCCAUAUGAGCGUCUACGACAUGAGAGUAUACUUCCGAUCCCUCUUCACAGCUCUCGCUGCCGUACACGAAAAAGGCAUUAUACAUCGCGACAUUAAACCCACAAACUUUCUCUACGAUCCGGAUAAGAAGCGCGGGGUUCUGGUAGACUUCGGCUUGGCCGAGCGAGAGGGUAUAGACACUAAACCAUGUCUCUGCCACGAAGAUCGACAGGUGAGGAAGCAGAAGUUGCAACAGUCCGUCGCAUUCAGCUCAGUUCAGGCUGGUCCGCAACCAGGCUACCCGGUGAAUGAUACCCGUCCUUCUCGUCGCGCCAACAGGGCGGGGACCCGCGGAUUUCGAGCGCCCGAAGUUCUAUUCAAGUGCACGGAACAAACGACCAAAAUCGACAUCUGGUCUGCCGGUGUUAUUCUUUUAACCAUCCUCUGCAAACGCUUCCCUUUUUUUAACAGCGCAGAUGACGUCGAGGCGCUAAUCGAAAUCGCUACUAUAUUCGGCUCCAAAAAGAUGAAGAUGGCGGGACAGCUGCACGGCUGCGUCUUCGAUACGAACAUACCUACUAUCGGCGAGAGGGGCUUUACUUUUGAAAAGAUCAUGCUAUGGAGUACGUGUAGGAGCGACGUUAGCAAGGACGGUAGACCCAGCACGUUGACGGAAGAGGAGAAGGGCGCCAUCGAGUUUCUGACAAGGUGUAUGGAACUGGACCCGACGAAGCGGAUCAGCGCCAAGCAGGCGUUGGCCCACGAGUUUCUGCAGAUCGACGCGGAUACGGAGCCGGAACCGGAAUUAGAAGACGAUGUAAUGAUGUUAUGAUAGCUCUGAAAUAAGAUGGUGGCAUUUUAUCUACCUAUGAACGCUAUACGGGAUGGGAUACAGUAUCCUCCUUCGAAAGGCAACACGGAUAGAAAAUCAACCUUCGCGAUUGUGUACUCUUAUGGAGAUUCUAGGACUAUGUAUAUGGAUGGAUCCUUACGCGCACUGCUGUUGCCGUGGCCGUGUACAGGGCGUUUGGAAUAAGUGAACGCGAGAGAGUAUUAGGAGUUGGCUAUCAAGCUAAGCUGUCACCUCAUAGAAUAUAGCAGUAGAGCGGCAAGAAGCCUAGGUACCCAGGUAAUCAAUGUGCUCCGAUCUAGAGCUUGUACUCAAUAAUAUAAGCUAAAUGCGAAUAACUUUAUAUUGCUUUUGUUUAAGAAUUUAGGGGUGGAAACUGGGAAUAGGUGUAGGCACCUAACUAGGGCAAUUAGAUACAGACGCUGGUUACGAG
Messenger RNA from Daldinia caldariorum, 2395 nucleotides. RefSeq names its product kinase-like protein. Lineage: Eukaryota; Fungi; Ascomycota; Sordariomycetes; Xylariales; Hypoxylaceae. Gene Ontology annotation, cellular component: nucleus. Gene Ontology annotation, biological process: mitotic DNA damage checkpoint signaling; protein phosphorylation. Bases 406 to 1944 code for a protein of 512 amino acids. The transcript has a single exon. The record is from RefSeq and is a predicted model, not a curated record. Gene Ontology annotation, molecular function: ATP binding; protein serine/threonine kinase activity.